AUGGCGGUGUAUCUGGCUGCUUAUUCUGCUAUCGGCAUAUCAAUUUUCAGCUUCAUGUUAUGCGUAUACUUUCUCAGUAACUUGACUUAUAAAAUUGGAUUGAUUAAUAAUGAACUUGAGCAGGAAAUUGGCGAGUUCCGACAUAUGGAAAUCCAUAUAUGGAGUGAAUAUCGAGGCAAGCAGUUCAGGCAAUCAGCUGUAAAGGCGAGAGUAGCUCGACAAGCUCCAGGCCAAUGCGUUUGUAAUGUAAAUAAUAAAUGCCCACCAGGUCCACCAGGACCUCCCGGCAUUCCAGGAUUAGAAGGCACACCAGGUCUUCCCGGAUUACCAGGAUCUCCUGGCUUGCCUGGCAACUUCCCACCGAUCAACUACAACCAUGAAGGUAAUUGUCGAGUGUGCCCAAGUGGUCCAUCGGGACCUCCUGGACCAGUGGGAAGCCCAGGCAGUCCAGGGCAAAAUGGCCCUCUAGGACCAGCUGGGCCUCGUGGACAAAACGGCAACAUGGGACCACCAGGACCGCCAGGGAUGUCAGGGGAAAGCGGGAAAUCAGGGAUUCCAGGGAUGCCGGGUGCGGCAGGUUUACCAGGUUCACCAGGGGGAAAAGGUAUGGCAGGACCAAAGGGUCCACCUGGUCCACCUGGCCCUCCUGGAUCACAACCUCAAGUAGCAAAUGCUGGUCGUCAAGGCAGCCCAGGGCGUCAAGGGCCGCCUGGCCAACCUGGCAUGCAAGGGCCCGAUGGAAUGAAAGGAGCCACAGGGCCACCAGGCACUCCAGGUGCACCUGGAGAAGAUGCAACAUAUUGUCCAUGCCCAGGCAGAAGAGUGGCAGUCUCUCUUACAACAUAA
Dracunculus medinensis (Guinea worm) is the source of this 846-nucleotide messenger RNA. The record is from the annotation of a GenBank genome assembly. NCBI's taxonomy places the organism in Eukaryota, Metazoa, Nematoda, Chromadorea, Rhabditida, Dracunculidae.